AUGGAGCACCUCUCCCCCGGCGAGACUGGCGUACGGGACGGCACCAUGGCUGUCCACGAGAGAUUGGGCGGGCUUUCGCGGCCUUUUACGAGUGGAUUUCCUCUUCAUUUCGUUGGUUGCGACGGCUGGCAGCACACUUGUCGAGCGAGCGUCUCCGUCAUCUCCGCCGCUGGUGAUGUCAUCGCCGUCGAAGGAGUAGAGGUCCUCGUCGUCGGAGUGAGACGGGCUGACGAGCUCCCACGCGGACAGAUCGACGUCGUCUCGCCGGGCGUCAGGGGAGUGUUGUUGAAGUAUGAAAUGGGGGAGUUGGGAGGUGAUAAAAAUCUUUACCCAAAAUUUUUGGUCCGCAUCUGGCUCGGAGUACCUGCACUGCCCGGGGAUCUUCGCCGGGAACCUUAUCAGGGCGCGGAGCACCAGGCGAUGGACCCUACCGCCGUCCACGGCAUCACGCAAUUCUCCAAUCUUUCUAAGGAGGAGUUAGAGGUCACGUAUCUAGGGGUGAAGGGUGGCACCGGCAUUGGGAGGCUGGAGAACGUGGCGGCGGAGAUGGAGGUGCGAGAUCUGCCGGAAAUUUUCGAGUAA
This is a messenger RNA of Striga asiatica, 582 nucleotides long. The record is from the annotation of a GenBank genome assembly. NCBI's taxonomy places the organism in Eukaryota, Viridiplantae, Streptophyta, Magnoliopsida, Lamiales, Orobanchaceae.